This is a messenger RNA of Danaus plexippus (monarch butterfly), 2328 nucleotides long. It is a transcript of the gene nebu, whose product is annotated as facilitated trehalose transporter Tret1. Bases 155 to 1684 code for a protein of 509 amino acids. Gene Ontology annotation, cellular component: membrane. Lineage: Eukaryota; Metazoa; Arthropoda; Insecta; Lepidoptera; Nymphalidae. The record is from RefSeq and is a predicted model, not a curated record. Gene Ontology annotation, molecular function: sugar transmembrane transporter activity. Gene Ontology annotation, biological process: transmembrane transport; carbohydrate transport. The transcript is spliced from 3 exons.
UAACUCCCUGUUGUACCUCCUAACAAUAAAGUCGUGUACAAAAUUGGGGUCCGCAGCGCGCAUGCGCUAUAUUAGGCAACUUGACAGAACACCACGCGUUCAUACAAUUCACUUAUACAUAUUAAAAUAAUAUUAAAUAUAAAUUACAGUGAAAAUGACAGAAGAAAAAACGGAACUACCGAACGCUGAGACAAUUGGGUUACUGGAGAAGAAGGGAACUGGUAAUAACGGUAUGGCAGAGGUGGGGGUGUCACAGUCGGUGCUUGUGGAGCCUCGGGAAGAAGGCGGGCGGAAACUACCACAGUAUAUAGCUGCUUUAUCAGCGACCCUAGGCGCUUUGGCUGCUGGCUCAGUGCUAGGAUGGUCAUCACCAGUUAUAUACAAAAUAACUCAGGCCAAUAGCACCGAAUAUGCCUUUGAUGUAUCCAGUAGCCAGGGAGACUGGGUUUCCUCUCUUGUCAACCUCGGUGCUGCAGCGGUUUGCUUUCCCAUUGGGCUCAUUAUGGAUGCAAUCGGCCGGAAAACAACCAUGCUGUUGUUGGUCAUACCCUUUACUCUUGGAUGGCUAUUAAUAACCCUAGCGACGAAUGUAGGAAUGCUUAUGGCGGGAAGGUUUAUUACUGGUGUGGCUGGUGGUGCCUUUUGCGUUACAGCCCCCGCAUAUACUAGUGAAAUAGCUCAAGAUUCUAUAAGAGGCAGUUUGGGCAGUUUCUUCCAGUUGAUGGUUACAGUUGGUAUACUAUUUGCUUAUGCGGUAGGAAGUUACACUUCAGUGUUGAUAUUCAACAUCCUGUGUACAUUGAUACCUAUAAUUUUCGGAGUCAUAUUCUUCUUCAUGCCCGAAAGUCCGAAAUAUCUGGUAAAUAAAGAAAAAUUUGAUAACGCGAAGGAUGCUUUGAUAAAAUUACGCGGCAGCAAUUACGACGUCGACAGUGAAUUGAACUUGCUGCGUGAGAAAUAUGAAGAGUCAAUAACUAAUAAAGUGUCAUUUUUGUCAGCGAUCACCAAAAAGACAGCGCUGAAGGCAAUCCUGAUAUGUUACACUCUAAUGAUCAUCCAACAAUUGUCGGGUAUUAACGCGGUAAUUUUCAACACCUCACAGAUAUUUGACAGCUCUGGCGCAACGAUACCCGCUGCCAUCGGGACGAUUAUUAUCGGCGUCAUCCAAGUGAUCGCUACGCUAGUGUCCAGUCUGGUUGUUGACAAGUUAGGCAGACGUAUACUUCUCCUCUUCUCCGUCCUGGUUAUGUGCUUGUGCUCCACGGCUCUUGGUGUCUUCUUCUUCUUGAAGGACACUCACGGCGGGGAGUCUUCGAUAGUUCAGGCUAUAUCGUGGCUGCCGCUAUUAUCUCUGUCUCUUUUCAUCAUUGCUUUCUCUCUCGGUUCGGGGCCGAUCCCGUGGAUGAUGGCCGGUGACCUGUGCCUCAUCGACAUCAAAGCCUUCGUUAGUUCCACCGCUGGUACCCUUAACUGGUUGUUAAGUUUUACGGUUACCCGAACCUUUAACUCUUUGAAUACCGCUAUCGGUUCCGGACAAGUUUUCUGGAUCUUUGCUGGUAUUAUGGUCGCAGCUUUCAUAUUUAUAUUCUUCGUCGUACCUGAAACUAAAGGCAAGAGCGUCGAUGAAAUUCAACUGUUGUUGGGAGCGGAACAACAGCCACAGACUAACGGAGAAAAAAAAUAGACAAUCAUAGAGACUGAUGGUAUUAUUAAGAUUUUUAUGUAGUCUAUGGUUGAUGUGGUUGGUAAUUCUAAUUGUCUCCUGUGCGAGCUUCGUAAAUUACAUCCUUACCAAAGAUUAUUAUUUCGUCGAUGAAAAGAUACUACAGGAUAUUAAUUUAAAAUUUUAGUACUGGAGGCAGCUACUUUUUAUUAAUUAUUGGAACGUGAUAUUGUUAGCCGAUAAGUCUCAAUAAAUGAAAAAAAAAUUCAGCCACUUUCAUAGACAGUAAAAUAUCGGUUGCCAUAUCAAAAUUUUAUCGCAGCUUACAUUAUACCUUAUUUAUUGUAACUUUGUAUUAGAACUAGUAGGGCUAGUUAUUGUUGUUAGCAAAUUGUAAUACAGUAGAUAUAAGUUUUUUAAUGUAAAUUUAUUAAUUGCAAUAUUAUUAUAGAUAACAAGACUAGCAGCCAUUAUUUAUGAACAGUCUUAUGCGUUAAGAGCAAUGUUGAUUAUUUAUGCGAUGACAAUUAUUUAUUUUUAACCUGUAACUCUAUUAUUGUACAUCUGAACUCUUUUUUGUUUUUUUAUACACUUUGGAAAAUACUAGCAAUUUUCUACAUAUUGUUGAGAAUAUGUUUUAGAAUAAAUAAAUGUGUUAGUAUUGA